This is a messenger RNA of Cladocopium goreaui, 1524 nucleotides long. NCBI's taxonomy places the organism in Eukaryota, Dinophyceae, Suessiales, Symbiodiniaceae. The record is from the annotation of a GenBank genome assembly.
AUGGAGGAGGCAAACUACGAUGACGAUGAUGAUGAGGAGGGAGAGCGCACAAAGGAUACGGAAAACGAGAAUGAGAAUGACGGAAAUGGUGAGAAUGACAAGGGCGACAAUGCUCCUGGUGAAAAGGCACAGCCCAAGCAGGGUGCCAAAAAGAGAAGGCGAGGAGGGAGAAAUGCGAGAAGUAAUAAAGCCAAGCAGAAGGAGAAGGACCCGGAGCAGGUUCAGGAGGAGAAGAAGCAGGUCGGUGACACGAUUGGCCGCUCGAUCCUUACGGCCAAAAUGAAGAAGACGCGCAUGUGCGACUUUCACAAGGAGGGAAGGUGCAAGUAUGGUGAAGAUUGCGCCUUCGCGCACGAUGAGCAGGAACUUCAAUCAGCACCAGACCUGAGGAAAACCCGCCUUUGCCGGUCUUUCCUGGCAGGGAAGUGCGACGACAGAGAUUGCAAGUUUGCCCAUGGCGAGGACGAGUUGAGAGCUUCGGACAUUUGCUUCAAGACAGCCCUGUGCACCUGGUUUGAGAAGGGGACCUGCCAAAGCGGAUCCCAAUGUCGCUUCGCACACGGGGAAGACGAGCUGCGGGACGAUCCCGAAGCCAAGGCAGCAGCGGAGCGAGCCAGGAAGCGAAUGUCUGCCAGGGCCCUGGUGAUCAACAUCGAUGGGUUGCACAGUGAGACUGGGACAAUUCACGUUUCUUUGGAUCGCAAAGGGAUGCCGACGGAACCCUCCAGAAAGAGGAAGGAGCCGGAGCCAGUGGAGGAUUUGGGUCUUGGUGGGCUGUAUGACUUUCUCCCACCACCUGACCCAGAGAAAGACAAGGCGACUGCCGCCAAAGCAAGGAAAGCUGAACAGGCGAAUUCAAAGCCAAAGCUUCCUCCAACUGAUAGGUCUCGGGUAAUUUUCCUCGAUGUCGACGGUGUCCUUUUGCCAGCUGGCAGCGUCGAAAUGAUCUACAUUGACGGCGUGAUGUUGCCGGUGAGAGCAGCGAAGGAGGCUGACUUUAGCAGAGUCGCCCUCCAAAAUUUGCGUUCCAUUGUGCAACAGACCGGUGCUACCAUUGUCGUGUCCUCCGAGUGGCGACGGAGAGAGGAGAUGAGGGACAACAUUCGGAGGACACUCAUGACUCAGGACAUCCCUGGCUUCCAAGACUCGACGCCGAUUUUCCAGCCAUCUGCGGAGUUGGUCAAGCAGAGACUGGACCAGGCAAUCAUAUGGGCAGAGCGGCGGGCACGCGAGAUAGGGAGCUGGCUGAAGCAGCACAAAGAAGUCAAGGCGUGGGUGGCCAUAGAUGAUAUUGACUUCAGCUGGGCAGACAGCGUGAAGGUUCAAGGAACACCUCUCAUGAAGCAUCGGUCAGUCCUGACAAAUCCCAAGCACUGCAUCACUGAGAAGGAUGCCGACGAGGCGGUUCGUAUUCUUCUCAACCCUCCUGUCAUCGCGCCUGGUGAGGAGGCAGAUGCCAUUGCAGCAGCCAGAUAUCUGACUGAAGAAGCCUUGGCGAAAUGUGCUGGUGCUCCUCUGAUGUGA